This is a messenger RNA of Nestor notabilis (Kea), 1398 nucleotides long. It is a transcript of the gene SACK1A, whose product is annotated as family with sequence similarity 83, member A. NCBI's taxonomy places the organism in Eukaryota, Metazoa, Chordata, Aves, Psittaciformes, Psittacidae. The transcript is spliced from 4 exons. The record is from RefSeq and is a predicted model, not a curated record. The coding region runs from base 1 to 1398 and encodes 465 amino acids. Gene Ontology annotation, biological process: epidermal growth factor receptor signaling pathway.
AUGCAGUGUCCAAACAAGGACCAAUGCGCUGCCCACCCCAUGCAUAUGCAUGGUGCCUGCCCGGCAGAUCUGCUGCGACAGAGAGCCAUGAGCCACUCCAGACACUUGGGCAAGAUAAGGAAAAGGCUGGAGGAUAUCAAGAGCCAGUCCUCGAAGCUGACAAAAGCGGAUUUCAGCCACAACGAAAGCAUAAGGUUAGCCACUGAUGCCUUCCUGGAUGGUGGGACAAUAUCUUACCUGGAAACUUUAAACAAGGAGGGUGAGGUGGAUUUCCUCUCCUCAGUGGAAGCUCAGUACAUCAAGGAUAAUGCCAGGGAGUCCUACUAUGCGGAGGAGUCCCUGGCCGCCGAUGGGACGGCUGCGCCGAAGCAGAACGAUGCCAGGUCACUCCCUUCAGGGACCUACUUCCCCACCAUUUCUGACAGCAGCGAGCCAGCUCUGCUGCACACAUGGAUUACAGCAGACAAACCCUAUUUAAAGGAAAAAUCCACUGCCACUGUGUAUUUCCAGACAGAGAAGAACAGCAACAUCAGAGACAUCAUCCGCCGGUACAUCAACAAAACCACUCAGGUGCUAGCUAUCGUGAUGGAUGUGUUCACAGACACUGAGAUUUUCUGUGACCUCCUGGAGGCAGCCAACAAGCGCAUGGUGUUUGUCUACCUGUUGCUGGAUCACGGCAGCAUCCAUCUUUUCUCGGAGAUGUGUGACAAGUUGCAGAUUGCUGAGGAUCUCUUCAAGAACAUUUCGGUCCGCAGCGUCACUGGAGAGGUUUACUGUGCCAAAUCAGGCAGGAAAUUCUCAGGACAAAUACGAGAAAAAUUCCUUAUCUCUGACUGGAAAUACGUGCUCUCUGGCUCUUACAGCUUCACAUGGUUAUGCGGCCAGGUUCACCGCAACCUCCUCUCCAAGUUCACGGGCCAAGUUGUGGAGCUGUUUGACGAAGAGUUCCGACACCUUUACGCGCUGUCCAAGCCCGUGAGGGGCCCGAAGACUCCCCCAAGCACCAUGCCCUUCCUGUUCACCCCCCAGCGCAGCCUCCCCUGCAGCAACAAGGAAAGCACCAACACUCUGUCCGAUCCCUUCAGCAGCCUCUCUGCUGGCAGCACCCACGAGAACGAGCAAAACCCAAGAACUCCCAUAUUCAGCAACAACUUCACCCCACAGUCACCUCUGCAUAGAGUCAAUUCCUUCCACAACUAUGUCUCAUUCACCCCCUCACCACCACAGAAGGCCAUCCAGGCUAACUACUAUCAGCCGCCCUAUGUGGCUGAUAACUCCGCAGUUCUAUAUAACAACAUGAACGUUUACAGGCCUAUAAGACUUAGACAAGAGGAACCAAACAUGACAGGGUUAAACUCACCUUGGAGAUGCCUCCACCAAGGUAACCUGUUUGCAUAA